Molecule: messenger RNA, 828 nt
Organism: Fonsecaea multimorphosa CBS 102226
Lineage: Eukaryota; Fungi; Ascomycota; Eurotiomycetes; Chaetothyriales; Herpotrichiellaceae
Exons: 1
Coding region: 1-828 (275 amino acids)
Source: RefSeq, a predicted model, not a curated record
AUGUCUUCCCCAACAGCAGCUUUCUUCGGCGCCACCGGCGGCGUCACCAACGCCAUCCUGGUACAUACCUUGAAGGCAGGCUACAAGGCCGUCGCGCUGGUGCGCACGCCCCAAAAGCUACGGGACCAGCUCAGCGCGCAGGGUCUCUCCUCCGAGGUCCUCGAAAACUUGACCAUCGUCCAGGGCAACGCGCUCGACGUUGCAGCCGUUCGGCGCACGCUUCUGGCAUCCGCGACAACAGGUACCGCGGGUGUGCCCUCAGUCGUGGUCACGGGGCUGGGCGGCAGUCCGAAGCUACAAUUCGACUGGCGCCACCCGUUCCAGAUCGCGAACCUCGAUAACCCUUCGAUCUGCGAGACGGCGGCGCAGACUCUUCUCACCGCCAUGCACGAGAUCUACGCCGAGAAUCCCGUGGCCAGUGAAAAGAAACCGCUCCUGGCAUUCAUCUCGACGACGGGGAUCACGCGCGGACCCGAAGACGUGCCCUUCUGGAUCCGCUUCCUGUACCACCAGAUGCUGACCGUCCCGCACAUCGACAAGCACAAGAUGGAAGAUUUGUACCGCGCCGACGCGGACUCUGCAUCUUCAAAUCCGGUCUUCCGGAACAUCGUCGGCGUCAGACCUACUUUGCUCUCCGGCGGUGCUGAUUACAGAGACACCUCAGGAAGCGACAAGGUCAUCAAGAGCGGCAUCGAGAACAAGCCCGCCAUCGGGUACAUUAUCAAGAGGGCAGACGUGGGGGCUUGGGUGUAUGAGAAUGUGGUGAGCGAGGCAUUGCAGGGCCGGAAGGGCAGGUGGGAAGGCGAGAUGGUCAGUUUGACUACCUAG